Batrachochytrium dendrobatidis JAM81 is the source of this 721-nucleotide messenger RNA. RefSeq lists its product as uncharacterized. Gene Ontology annotation, cellular component: nucleolar ribonuclease P complex. The record is from RefSeq and is a predicted model, not a curated record. Gene Ontology annotation, biological process: tRNA processing. The transcript has 4 exons. The coding region runs from base 2 to 475 and encodes 157 amino acids. Lineage: Eukaryota; Fungi; Chytridiomycota; Chytridiomycetes; Rhizophydiales.
CAUGACGGCAAAGAUUAGACAGAAAGGUAAAGCGAAACAGGCUGACAAGCAGACCAAAAAGAUUGACUUAAAUCGUCCACCAAAAGCCCAGCACUUGGACUGUAUGCAUCGACUCAACUUUUUAUAUCAGGCUGCACACUUGUAUACUUCUCAGCAACGCACACCCAUUGCAUCUCCAUAUACGCCUAGCAUUGCUGGCAUUGGCCGUAUGUUUGGACAUCAAAUGAAACAUGUCGCCAAGAAACUUGUUGUUCGACUUGAUCCACACGUUAAACGGACAAUCUGCAAAAAAUGCCAUGGUGCAUUAGUGCCAGGAAUCUCUUCAACAGUGCGACUAGAUGAUACCUCUGCAAAGAAAGUGGACAUUACUUGUUUGUAUUGUGAGAAUGUUCGUACUCUGGGAAUCAAUACCAAUUAUACGCUAUUUAAUGAUAAAAACGAGUGGGUUGAUGACACGUUAGAAGUUGCAUUAUAGUCUACUCAAUCUCGGAACAAGAUUUUGGAUUUAAAAUAUACGUUCGCGCUCUAGUUCAACAUAUCUCAAUAACGCAACAGUUGUUUUUAUGUUGGUCACCCAAUGCUUACUUCAAAUGUUCGUUUUGAACAAAAGGAAAGUUGGAGGUUGAAAAGAUGUGGAAUGUAUUGAAACAGGAAUGUGAUCACUCACUGUAUUUUUGUACAAGAAUAAACACAAAAACCAGUCAACUAACGAGUUCAAAAG